AUGCUUGGAAAAGACGAUGACAUUCACCAUUCGAAGGAAGUAUCGACUGUUACAAUGUCCCAGUCUCGUAAUCCAGUACAAUUACCAACAUCGAAUACUUUUGUUGCACGAAAUGUGUCUAAUCAAGUAUUGACACAGAAAUCUUCUAAACGUAAGACAAGAUUUUUUCUUGUAUUAUUUUUACAUCUAAUGCUUGUAUCAUCAUCUAUUCCAGAAGGACAUUUUGAUGCGUCUUCUUCUCGUGAUUCAAUGAAUUACGGGAUGGAUUUUGAAACAUUGGAUUCCAAUAAGAAACAAAGUACAAUGCGACAGGAUGAUGGUAAUGAAGAUGCUGAUAUAGCUGCUGAGCGUUCAGCCAAUGAUGAAUUAUUUAAUUUGUCAAAUGACAAAUAUGAUGAUGAUUGUGGCAUUUUGGAGGAUUCUGAAGCAGACCAAACUACAACAACUAAUGGUAAAUCUGCUGAAAAACAAGUGAAGAAAAGUGGAACAUAUGAUGAGUUACUAGUCAAAUACCAAAACUUAUCUGAGAGAUAUAAACGUUUGAAAAAUCAAGUAACAUAUUUACAAGAACAAAACGAAAUGUUAAAUGCGACGAUGUUACCUAUGCCUCCACCUGAAAUUCAACAAUGGUUUGUGCAUACUGCACAACGGUUUGAGAACAAACCAUUAUCAGGAACUGUUCUUAGAGGCUUCAGUACAGCAUUGGACGUACCAGUCAAUAUAUUAAUCUCAUUGAAACAAAAUACUGGAACUCUUACUGCACGAGCUAUCGUUCGUCAUUUAUUUCCAUCUAAAAGUCGUACAAUGGAUGACAUGACUGACGAUAUUCGUCAAUCGAUUCUUGAUUUUGUGAAAUACUGUCAUCCGAAUGAAUUCUUUGUUCGAGGAAAAAUCAAUGAAGCCAUCAAUGGUCCAUUCAGAACAGCCAACUAUGCAGCUGUGAAGCGUGUUUUGGAACAAAAGGCAACAAAAAAUAUUAAAUCAGAUAUAUUCCAAAUUUGUCAGAAUUGCAAUAAGGUUUAUCAAAAUGUAUGUGGUAAUACACAAUGCUGCUCCGAUGUGUCUCAAGCACAAUCUCCUGCUUUUCUUAAAUUUCAAGUUAAAGAUCAAAUUCAUUCAAUUUUAGCAUCUGAAAAUAAUUUUACUUUACAUUCUUCGUCAUCUUCAUGUUAUAGUAAUUGUAUUACUGAUAUUCAACAUGCUAAUUGGUAUCAAUCUAUUGCUUUAAAUGAAGAUACAUCGAAUUUUAUUACAUUAUUUUUAAAUGUCGAUGGAAUAUCUAUGUCUGAUAGCUCAGAUAAUAGUCUUUGGAUAUUCACUGUAAGCUGA
Messenger RNA from Rotaria sp. Silwood1, 1329 nucleotides. The record is from the annotation of a GenBank genome assembly. Lineage: Eukaryota; Metazoa; Rotifera; Eurotatoria; Philodinida; Philodinidae.